AUGUUAGUUAUAUUUUUUCAAGAAAUGUUGAGAAAAAUACGGGCGCGUAUAAAAAAUCAGACUUCAACGAAUGAUUGCAAAUCAAUUCCACGAUCAUUCUUUCGACGACGAUGUAAAAAAUUUAUAUCAUCACAACAAGAGCCAACACGGUAUGAUAAAAGAUUGGCUCGAAAAUGGUGUGUAUUAUGCACCGAUUAUUCUUGUGUUUAUAGAUGUUAUUGUGGACGUACAAAAGAAGAACAUUUCGAUAAAGAUAAUUCAUCGUUAAGGAUUCCGUCCAAAGCAAUCAAAUCGAUUCAAUCAAAGUCAAAUUAUAAUAAUCUCUAUAUAAAUAGUCACGAUCCAGAUAAUCACGAUAUUGAAAAAUGGAACAUAUCCAGACAUACUGCACUUUAUCCGACAAAUGCAUUUGGAACAAUUGAAUUCGAAGGCACUCCUCAUCCAGCCAAGGCCCAAUAUAUUCGCUUGGCAUAUGAUACGAAUCCAUUACAAAUUGUACAUUUGUUUAAUAAAUAUUGGCGUUUACAAUUACCAAAUUUAAUUGUUUCAAUUCACGGGGGAAUAAAAAAUUUUGAUUUACAACCACGUCUUCGACAAGUACUAAAAACUGGUCUAUUGAAAGCGGCAAAUACAACUGGUGCUUGGAUACUUACAAAUGGGACUAAUACCGGUACUGUUCGACAUGUUGGUGAUGCUCUAUUUGUAAAAUCAAGAAGUCGUUCGAAAAUAGUUGUCAUUGGAAUUGCUGCUUGGGGUGUAGUAGAGGGACGUGAACAUCUAAAAGGAGAAAACAAAACAGUAUCCUAUCAUUGCAGUGCGGCUGUUACCGGUGAAAAUAAUGCAACAUUGAACAGUUCACAUAGUUGCUUUUUAUUAGUUGACAAUGGUACUAUAGGAAAAUAUGGUGGAGAAAUUGUCUUACGCAAACGAUUAGAAAAAUAUUUAUCGCAGCAAAAAAUUACCUUUCAUGGUCAUUCGGGUAAACAAAAUAUUCCUGUUGUUUGCGUGAUUGUAGAAGGUGGAACAAAUACAAUUCGUACAGUAUUAGAAUAUGUUACAGAAGAGCCACCUGUGCCGGUGGUCGUUUGUGAUGGAAGUGGUCGUGCAGCCGAUCUCAUUUCAUUUACUUACAGACAUGCAGAGAAAGAUGGUACAAUGGCGGUCGAUUUGCAAGAUCAACUAUUACGUACGAUAAUGAAAGUAUUUUCCUAUAAUCGUCGUCAAGCGGAAAAUGUUUAUGUUGAAUUAAUGUUAUGUAUGAGAAAAAAAGAAUAUAUAACACUUUUUCGAAUUGAUGACGACAACGGUACAGGUCAAGAAGUUGAUCAAGCUAUUUUACGUACUUUAUUAAGAAAUCACAAAGCAAGUGCUUUAGAACAAUUUCGACUCGUUUUAUCCUGGAAUAGACCGGAUAUUGCUCAAACAUGUUUAUUAAAUAAACGAAAUGAAUGGAGACAAGCAGAUUUGGAAAUAGCCAUGUUUGAAUCAUUAUCAGAAGAUAAAGUUGAAUAUGUUAAAUUACUAUUGGAAAAUGGUGUAUCGAUGCAAAAAUUUUUAACAUUUGAUCGUUUACAAGCAUUGUACAAUAAUAAAUGUGGUAUAACAACAAAUACGUUGGAUUUAAUUGUUAGAGAUGUUAUACGUCAUCAUGGACGAAAAACAUAUUCACUUUUUGAUAUUGGUCUUGUUAUUGAAAAAUUGAUGGGCCAGGGUUACCGUUCCACUUAUACUCGUCGAACAUUUCGUCAUUUGUGUGCGCGUCAAGCUUCUCGCUAUCGUCAAAAAUAUCAUAUGAAUUCGGAUGCUGAAAUAAAAGAGUUGCAUACAUCAGCAGCAAAUAUACCCGCAUCCAAUGAUAUACUCACAUCGUUAACAAAAAAACUAGGAAGUGAUAAUCCAACAUUUGAUUCACCAUAUAAUGAUUUAUUAAUAUGGGCUGUAUUAAACAAACGUCAUUCCAUGGCCUUGUUCUGUUGGGAAAAUGGCGAAGAUGGCUUAGCAAAAGCUCUAAUGGCUUGUCGUUUAAAUAAAUCACUGGCUCGUGAAGCGGAAGAUGAUGAAUUGGAUACAGAAAUUGCUGAAGAAUUUUUGUUAUAUGCAGAAGAUUUUCAACAAAGAGCAGUAGCUUUAUUAGAUCAGUGUUACAAAGAAGAUGCUGAUCGAGCUGGCCAAUUAUUAACAUAUGAAUUAAAUGAUAAGAAUUUCAGUGAUUUAAAUUGUUUAGAUUUAGCGGUAUUAGCUUAUAGUCGAGAUUUUGUGGCACAUAAAUCCUGUCAACAAUUAUUAUCUGAUUUAUGGAUUGGAGGAAUGAAUGUUAGAAAAUAUUUAAAAUGGAUGGUAUUAUUAGCAUUAUUUUGUCCUUUUGCUAUUUUUUUAAUUGAUUUCAAGUCACCUAGAGAACUUGAAAAAAUGCCACAAACUGAAGAAGAGGCAUAUCUUGAAGAGCAAAACGAGACGAGUGACAGUGAUGAUUCGGAAAGUGAUGAUAGCGAUGAUAGCCAAGACAGUGAUUUACAUGAAAUGUUUGAAAGUACAAAUGAUGACGAUGAACACACUCCUAAUGAUGAUCGAAAAAAAAAGAGAAAAAAAAAGAAAAAACGAAAGAAACGAAACAGUAGUAGCACACAUAAUGAUGAACAUUCAGCGGUUAAAAAUGAAGACAUGGCUCUAUUAGUAGUUGGCGAAAAAAAUGAAACAGAUACGAGUACUGAUUUAAUGACAGCGCCAAUCACGGAAUCAAUAGGAGGAACAACGAUUAUCAUUGAAGAUAAUAAAACUGGAAAUACUGGAUCUACAAAUUAUCGAUGUUUGAGCUUUAUUCAAAAGUGGAUUUAUCAAUCAAUAUUUUAUCGAUUUCUUUGCUUAUUACGUGAUCGCUGUCAAAAAUCCUUUAAACGUUACGGCUGUUGGAAAAAAAUAAAAACAAUUGAGACAUUGAAAUAUACAAACUCGAUAGGUGAUACUCAACCGUGUGUAUUCUAUGAAAAUAGUCGAGAACAAAACACGUUAAUAACUAACAAUGCUGAUUUACCAAUCAUGAAAAAAAUUUAUGAAUUUUAUAAUGCUCCGGUGACAAAAUUUUUUCAAGAUUUAAUAUUUUUUUUAUUAUUUUUGGGUUUAUUUACUUAUACUGUUCUUAUCCGCACACCAGCUAAACCGUCCGUUGUAGAAUGGCUGCUAAUGUGUUAUUUAUCUACCAUGGCAUUAGAUCAAAUCCGUGAAAUCUUAACAAUGAAUGCAACUGCAUGGAAAAUUCGUUUAAGUGUUUAUUUCAAUGAUUACUUACAUCUAUAUGAUACAUUGGGUAUUUUAAUAUUUGCAUUGGCAUUUGGUUUACGUUUGACAUUUGAGUGGCGCGUUAUUGGACGAUUAUUACUUUGUAUAAAUUUGAGUUAUUGGUAUUUGAGAAUGUUUCAUUUUCUUGUUGUUUCAAAAGAAGUUGGUCCAUAUAUUCACAUAGCAGCAAGAAAUAUUAUUGAUCUACUACGUUUAAUUGUGAUCGUUAUUAUUGUACUAAUGUCAUUUGGCGUCUCAAGACAAGCAAUAAAAUAUCCGGAUGAAUCGUUUACUUGGCAUUUAGUGAAAGAGAUAUUUUUAGAACCAUAUUUUAUGAUUUAUGGAGAAGUAUAUGCGGACAAAAUUGAUCCACCAUGUAACCGUACUGAAAAUCCGUUUAAUCCAUCUUGUAUGCCCGGUCAUUGGAUUACACCAAUCACAAUGACCGUAUUUUUACUUGUUUGUAAUAUUCUAUUAUUGUCAAUGUUAAUGGCAAAAUUCAACACUACAUUUCUAAGAUUAAGUCGAUUAUCUGACCAAGUGUGGAAGUUUCAACGUUAUCACAUUGUCAUGCAAUAUGAAUCAAAACCAAAACUUGCACCGCCUAUCAUUAUCUUUUCACAUAUUUAUUUAUUAAUUGAAACACUUUAUCGUAUGUGUAGGCAUAGAAAGCGAACAUUCGAUAGAGGAUUAAAAUUAUUUUUAAAUGUUGAUGAUAUUGAAAAACUACGCGACUUCGAAGAAGAAUGUGUACACGAAUAUUUAACUACGAAAGAAGAACGAGAGAAAGGCACUGUAGAAGAAAAAAUGUCAUUUACGGCGGAUAAAGUCUCCAAUAUGUUAACUCGAGUCGAUACAAUAAAACAAAACGAAACACAACAAAACUCGCAUCUACAAAGUUUUGAUGAACGUUUACAGCGUCUAGAAGACAUGCAUACUUCAAUAAUGACAUUAGUUCAAACAUUAGUGCAAAACUUGAGUCAACAGCAACAAUCACCUUCAUCCGCAUUACCAUUACACAUUUUACAAUCCUCGUUAAUAUCACAACAUAUUUCUCCACAACAAUCAACAAAUAACGACCUCAAAUUUGACUCUGUUUCAUCAUCAUCAUUAUCACUGCAUGAAGUGAAAGGUGAUCAAACUGCAUUGGUAGAAAAAUCGCAAAAAUUAUCUUGUCAUCAUCCAGUUCAAGGCAGAAGUUUUAGUUUAGCCACACCACACCUAGAUCGCGGAGUACAAACUGAUAUUUUAUCAGCAUCACAUUCGUGUAACUUUAAUAAAACCCCAUCUUUUUCUCCAUUAGCUCCUGUUGUUAUAAUCACCGGACAACAUGAUGAAGUAAUAAACACUGUUCGAAAUCCAUUGUUUUCACCUUUAGAUAAAACAACGCUGAUGAUUCAACAUUCUUCACCACAUCAAGAUGAACAGAAACAAGAAGAAAAAUUACAUGAGGCAGAAGAAACAGAGCAUAAUAUUAUCGGACAACUUAUUAAACAACGUGUUCGAACUCUAUCAACAGCCGUUGAAGAAAUUGAACGUACGCUUGAACGUGUGCCUGGUCACAAUAAUGUUGAAAUGAUCACAGAAACAAGUAGUAAUAAUACAGACGAUUAUUUGGGAGAAGAAGUAUUGUUAGCAUCGAUUAUCGAUUGGACUGAAACAUCAAUUGAAAUGGUAAUCCCAUCUCAAAACAAUUCUCAAGAACAAGGAGACAAUGAUUUUGCUCUAACACCUAUCAAUAACAGUGGGCAUGUAUUAAACAUUCAACAUUUGGAAGUUGACGCUGUCUUUCUUCCAUCGCCACCAACACAACAACAAAACAAUACCGCAUCACCUCCAAUUUAA
Molecule: messenger RNA, 5121 nt
Organism: Didymodactylos carnosus
Lineage: Eukaryota; Metazoa; Rotifera; Eurotatoria; Philodinida; Philodinidae
Source: the annotation of a GenBank genome assembly